This is a messenger RNA of Paraglomus occultum, 666 nucleotides long. NCBI's taxonomy places the organism in Eukaryota, Fungi, Glomeromycota, Glomeromycetes, Paraglomerales, Paraglomeraceae. The record is from the annotation of a GenBank genome assembly.
AUGUCACUGUUUCAAGGUGGAGACGAUAACCAGGAUGUUGCACCUAUCUCGGGAGCAACUCCGGAAGGCAUUGCUCAAGGGAUAGAAUCUAUUGUGGACACGACCUUGCGAGAAGUUGACUCGAUGCGUGAUAAGGCUGCGGACGUGGCGGGUAGGACCAAGGAUAUGGCGAUGCGUUCUACGGAAUCGGUGAAGAAAACCAGCAAAGGACUGGUCACCCAUCCCAGAGACUACUUACAACCGGUUGCCGAAAAAGCUGGCUGGUACUGGAGCAAUCUUCCGUUUGUCCGUUGGUUUACUUACACGGCGAGCAUUUUCAGCUCGGUUCCGAUUGCGAUGUUUGUUACUUGGCUAGCUAUUACUGGUCUGAUUGUGUUCUCCAUCGCGAGCAUAGGGUUCUUAAUUUCUGAAGGAUUCUUCUUCUUGCUGGGCAGUGCCGUAUUUGUGCCCGUUGUUGGAUUUGUACUCGUUGCUGCUCUGGGCACUGGUGCCUUCUUCUCUUUCGUUUACUACGGGCUCCGGAUUUUGAAAUUUGUGACCAGCCGCGUAUUAUAUGCUCUGGGUAUCUUGUCUAAAGAAGUAGCGGUGGACACUCGUGGUUCGGUAGCGGGUUUCAAGAGAGGCGUGACACAUGCUUACGAUCGUGAGACAAGAGAGAAUCGUUAA